This is a messenger RNA of Aspergillus thermomutatus, 2571 nucleotides long. RefSeq lists its product as uncharacterized. Gene Ontology annotation, cellular component: GPI-anchor transamidase complex. The transcript has 4 exons. Lineage: Eukaryota; Fungi; Ascomycota; Eurotiomycetes; Eurotiales; Aspergillaceae. Gene Ontology annotation, biological process: attachment of GPI anchor to protein. The coding region runs from base 1 to 2571 and encodes 856 amino acids. The record is from RefSeq and is a predicted model, not a curated record.
AUGACUAUCAGUGACAUUGUCUCCGAUGCCUCGUUGCUACCCGUGUUGCGUACCAGCGCUGAGACGCGCGAACAAUGCGAGAAGCUUUUAUCCUUGUUAGAUCCCACGGCACAGUCUCCUUCCUCCGACCCCGAAGAGGCGAUUCUGGCUGCCUCUAAACAGCAAAAACACCUUUUUGCCCUGCUAGCCCAGCUUCGUGGUCAGAGUCGGGAUGCUAUUCUUCGGGUUCGCCAGACGAAACAACUCACGGCAGAAGCUCGUCAAGAGAUCGAUCGGUUACAUUUACAACUGCAGAAUCUGUAUUAUGAACAGCGGCAUCUGACUGGAGAGAUUGCUGCCUGUGAAUCAUAUGAUCACAAAUACCUCUCCCUGCCAUUGAUCCCUGUGGAAGAGUUUCUUGCCCUUCAUCCCGAACACGCAGACCUUGAUCCACAUGAACUUAUGAUUGCACGCAUUAACCACGAACAUGCCGAGCGGGAGAAGCUCGAACAGGCGCGCCAGGAACUUCUGAAGCGCAAGCAAGCCUUGAUCGCAGAGAACAAGAAGCGCAAAGACGACCUGGCUAGCCUGGACCAAGAUCUAGAGCGGUUUAUUGAUGUAUGUCUUUUUUUCUUCUCCUUUUCCCUCGACAUUGAGCAUUUUCCCUCCAACGUCUCAUACCUCGGCGGAGUUGAUGCUGCCACUCUGUUCUCCGCCUUCACUCCGCCUCCUGUUGAACACUUCCCCAGCACAACGUGUGCUUUCAACGCCACCGCUCAAGCAGGCACGAGAACAAAGAAUGUCCUGGUCAUGACUAGCAAGAAUGAAGACCUGCGGUCUUCCAUACAAACCACUACACAACCGUCCACCCCCACCACCAUGAGUUCCAAGGCAAGCGCGCAACACCUUCCUCCGCCCGAGAAGCCAGAGGCUAUUCGGACUCGAUUCAGAGUAAUUGCUGCAUUCUGGGCAGUCAUCAUCUUUCUAGGAUUUCCCAUAUGGUGGAAGACAACAUCUAUCUAUCGGGCUCAUUUGCCCGUCCAGGAGAUGGUCGAUUGGGCCAAUGGAAAGACCUGUCGUCCUGUAUUUCCUCUUGAGAUCCGUUUUGAGACACCCUCUAUGCCUAUUGCAGAGGCGCAGCAUCUUCUCCGAACUACGCAGCAUACCCUUGACGAUCUCAACGAAUUUUCCGCCCAUCAUCUCCGCCUGAAACUGUCCGAAGACACAAUCGCCGCAGAAGGCCAUGUGAACGCGCAAGGACAGUCGAUGCUUGCUGGUUCAGGCAAACCUGAUACGGCGCUGACAGUUCGACUAUUACCUCAGGAUGAUUUGGUCGCUCCAAAAGCAGAGCUUCAUUCCGAAACGACCCAGCUGGAUAUUAUGUAUCCCCCGAGCCAGAUUCCCGCUCCCUCGUCAUCCAGCCCACCCCUAUCGGCCUUCAUCGCGAGCGAAUUACAGAAUCUGUUUACUGAGGAAAAGGCCAUCAUUGCGCAAAUCCUGUCUGACAGCAAUCUGGGCGGCGCCAACACCAACACUCCUGCGUCAUCGAACAAUCAACAGCCCUUGGCGGUUCUCAACUCCAUCUCUCCGCAACUAGCAGAAAGUAUCAGCAGACGGUUGAGACGGUCCAUGAAGUACGCCGAGACCUAUCAUCUUGCCUUUUCUCUGUUCACGCCCAGGGCAGAGCCCUCCUCCUGGGACAUCCAAGCAGCUGUGGAGGAGUACAUUUCCCCGCUGCUGCAAGCGCUGGAACCCAUUAGCAACUUCACUGUCGACACGCAAGUGCAGCUGUACGCGACCUUUUCUCCAACCGCACCCAAGCCCGAAUACGACGAGGCGUUAGCAGCCUGGACCUUGAAGAAGGAAGAUCUGAGUGCCUUCAUCAACGCCGCCGAAUGGCCCUUGAGCCCUAGUAUCGGGAACGGCCCUACAAUCAACUUCAUUCUCUAUGUCCCUGCGCCUUCACAGUCACCCAUGCUCGUCAAGGAGAGCGGCGCAACCAGCUGGAUCAUCCCUCAAUGGGGAGGCGUCUUCCUUCUUAAUCCCCCUCUAUCCACCAUCCAAGAGAACCCCUCCAGCCCAGCCCAUCUCUCCAAGGAAUCACUGCGCGCCGCCUUCCUGACAUUCUCCCACCAGCUUCUCACCUUACUUGGCGUUCCCACCACGCCUACCUCCCUCCCCUUCCGUUUGCAAACGCUCAUCCGCGUCCGCGCUGCGACGCUCCUCCUCUCCGCAUCCUCCACCAUGGGCUCCCUCGCCCGUCUCACCGAGUCUCUCCCCUCGAUCCCUAUCCCAGCAAACGUCGCCGCGUCUGUGUCCACGACUCUUUUUCAUCUGGCCUCGGCAUGCACACAUCUCCGCGAGGGCCGCUUCGAAGCAGCUCUUGCCAGCGCGCGCGUCGCGGAAACAGAGGCCGAGCGCAGUUUCUUCGAGAAGAGCAUGGUGGGUCAGAUGUAUUUCCCAGACGAACAUAAAGUGGCCGUAUACCUGCCCUUGCUGGGACCUAUCGGUGUUCCUCUUGUCGUGGGGCUACUGAAAGAGAUCAAGAGGAUUUUUUCGGAUCGGAAGGCUAAACGGGCGAUGCGUUCAUAG